UUCCUCUAGGGCUUUGUUUAGCAUUCCCACCUAGUCUUGAGUUUAUCCAUAUCAGUACAUUCCUCGUCGCAUUUCCUAGCCGGUUGCAAAAAUUCUGCCUAAUCUAUCCCAUCAUCUCAUUCUCCUGGAAAUGCCUUCUCUCAAUGGCUGGGCCUUUCGUCAACUCUUAUCUAUUCCGUUCGAAUAUACUGUUUGAAUUUAUCGACUAUACCAUCGUUAGCGCCCUCUGGUUCUGGAUCAGUGGUCGAGCUAGACGCCGAAAAGAGCUUCUAUGGCAACUUUAUGGUUUCUUGGUUUUAUGCUGCAUAAUACUUGUUGCCACGGUUUCUUCCUUUCUCCUAGAGGUUGCAUGGCCAUUUUUAUUUGAGGCAUGCACUAUCAUUACAAUCAUCUGGUCAUGUAGACACUGGCGUAGACUGCCAAAAACACACGGCGGACCAAAAACAUGAUGCAGUUUACACAGAGCAGGACACCACAAUGAAUUAUACUUUCACAUUAGCACUUGGAUUGAAUUUUCAGGCUUUCACUGUAUUUUUGAACGAAG
Messenger RNA from Talaromyces proteolyticus, 544 nucleotides. RefSeq lists its product as uncharacterized. Bases 144 to 449 code for a protein of 101 amino acids. The record is from RefSeq and is a predicted model, not a curated record. Lineage: Eukaryota; Fungi; Ascomycota; Eurotiomycetes; Eurotiales; Trichocomaceae. The transcript has 3 exons.